Molecule: messenger RNA, 3684 nt
Organism: Mus pahari (shrew mouse)
Lineage: Eukaryota; Metazoa; Chordata; Mammalia; Rodentia; Muridae
Gene: Parp1
Product: poly(ADP-ribose) polymerase 1
Exons: 23
Coding region: 108-2978 (956 amino acids)
Cellular component (GO): nucleus
Molecular function (GO): NAD+ poly-ADP-ribosyltransferase activity; zinc ion binding; DNA binding
Source: RefSeq, a predicted model, not a curated record
UCUACCCUGAGCGGAGGCGGCUCCGCUCGCUUGCGGGGAAACCGACACGUUAGCGGAGCGCACCUUCGGCGGCGGCGUCCGGCUGCCGCAGCGGCACGAGAGGGAGGAUGGCGGAGGCCUCGGAGAGGCUUUACCGAGUGGAGUACGCAAAGAGCGGGCGCGCCUCUUGCAAGAAAUGCAGCGAGAGUAUUCCCAAGGACUCCCUCCGCAUGGCCAUCAUGGUGCAGUCACCCAUGUUCGAUGGUAAAGUCCCACACUGGUACCACUUCUCCUGCUUCUGGAAGGUAGGCCACUCUAUCCGGCAGCCUGACGUUGAGGUGGAUGGCUUCUCUGAGCUGCGCUGGGAUGAUCAGCAGAAGGUCAAGAAGACGGCAGAGGCUGGAGGAGUGGCAGGCAAAGGCCAGGAUGGAAGUGGCGGCAAGGUGGAGAAGACAUUGGGUGACUUUGCAGCGGAGUAUGCCAAGUCCAACAGGAGCAUGUGCAAGGGCUGCCUGGAGAAAAUAGAGAAGGGCCAGAUGCGCCUGUCCAAGAAGAUGCUGGAUCCAGAGAAACCGCAGCUGGGUAUCAUUGACCGCUGGUACCAUCCGACUUGCUUUGUCAAGAACCGGGAUGAGCUGGGCUUCCGGCCUGAGUAUAGUGCCAGUCAACUCAAGGGCUUUAGCCUCCUCUCUGCAGAAGACAAAGAGGCUCUGAAGAAGCAGCUCCCGGCAGUCAAGAAUGAAGGAAAGAGAAAAGGUGACGAGGUGGAUGGAACAGAUGAGGUGGCCAAAAAGAAGUCUAAGAAAGGAAAGGACAAGGAUAAUAGUAAGCUGGAGAAGGCCCUCAAGGCUCAGAAUGAGCUGAUCUGGAAUAUCAAAGAUGAGCUGAAGAAAGCGUGUUCCACCAACGACCUGAAGGAGCUGCUCAUCUUCAACCAGCAGCAAGUGCCGUCAGGAGAGUCAGCGAUCCUGGACCGAGUUGCUGACGGCAUGGCAUUUGGGGCCCUUCUGCCCUGCAAGGAGUGUUCAGGCCAGCUGGUCUUUAAGAGUGACGCUUAUUACUGUACUGGGGAUGUCACUGCUUGGACCAAGUGCAUGGUCAAGACACAGAAUCCCAGCCGAAAGGAGUGGGUAACUCCGAAGGAAUUCCGUGAAAUAUCCUACCUCAAGAAGUUAAAGGUCAAAAAACAGGACCGGAUAUUCCCUCCAGAGAGCAGCGCCCCAGCACCACUGGCACCGCCCGUCUCCGUCACCUCAGCACCCACAGCUGUGAACUCCUCUGCUCCAGCAGACAAGCCCCUGUCUAACAUGAAGAUCCUGACUCUCGGGAAGCUCUCCCAGAACAAGGACGAAGCAAAGGCCAUGAUUGAGAAACUCGGAGGCAAGCUGACAGGCUCCGCCAACAAGGCCUCCUUGUGUAUCAGCACUAAAAAGGAGGUGGAGAAGAUGAGUAAGAAGAUGGAGGAAGUGAAAGCGGCCAACGUUCGAGUUGUAUGUGAGGACUUCCUCCAGGAUGUGUCUGCCUCCACUAAGAGCCUCCAAGAGCUGCUCUCGGCCCACAGCUUGUCCUCGUGGGGGGCUGAGGUGAAAGCAGAGCCUGGUGAAGUGGUGGCCCCCAAGGGGAAGUCAGCUGCGCCCUCCAAGAAGAGCAAGGGUGCUGUCAAGGAGGAAGGUGUCAACAAGUCUGAAAAGAGGAUGAAAUUAACUCUGAAGGGAGGAGCAGCCGUUGAUCCUGACUCUGGUCUGGAACACUCUGCACACGUCCUGGAGAAAGGUGGGAAGGUGUUCAGCGCCACACUUGGCCUGGUGGACAUUGUGAAAGGGACGAACUCCUAUUACAAGCUGCAGCUCCUGGAGGACGACAAGGAGAGCAGAAGAUUCCACUGGAAUCCACGGGAUGAAGAGGCAGUAAAAAAACUGACGGUGAAGCCUGGCACCAAGUCGAAGCUGCCGAAGCCAGUGCAGGAGCUUGUGGGGAUGAUCUUUGACGUGGAGAGCAUGAAGAAGGCCUUGGUGGAGUACGAGAUUGACCUUCAGAAGAUGCCCUUGGGGAAGCUGAGCAGAAGGCAGAUCCAGGCCGCCUACUCCAUCCUCAGUGAGGUCCAGCAGGCAGUGUCUCAAGGCAGCAGUGAAUCCCAGAUCCUAGAUCUCUCCAAUCGCUUCUACACCCUGAUUCCCCAUGACUUCGGAAUGAAGAAGCCGCCACUCCUGAACAAUGCAGACAGCGUGCAGGCCAAGGUGGAGAUGCUGGACAACCUCCUGGACAUUGAGGUGGCCUAUAGUCUUCUCAGGGGUGGGUCUGACGACAGCAGUAAGGACCCCAUCGACGUCAACUAUGAGAAGCUCAAAACCAACAUUAAGGUGGUGGACCGAGAUUCUGAAGAGGCCGAGGUCAUCAGGAAAUACGUGAAGAACACUCAUGCUACCACACACAACGCCUAUGACCUGGAAGUGAUAGACAUCUUUAAGAUAGAGCGCGAGGGAGAGAGUCAGCGCUACAAGCCCUUCAGGCAGCUUCACAACAGGAGGUUGCUGUGGCACGGCUCCAGGACCACCAACUUUGCCGGCAUCCUGUCACAGGGUCUGCGGAUAGCCCCACCUGAAGCACCUGUGACAGGCUACAUGUUCGGGAAAGGGAUCUACUUUGCCGAUAUGGUGUCCAAAAGUGCAAACUACUGCCACACAUCUCAGGGAGACCCGAUUGGCUUAAUACUGCUGGGAGAGGUUGCCCUUGGAAACAUGUAUGAACUCAAGCAUGCUUCACAUAUCAGCAAGUUACCCAAGGGCAAGCACAGUGUCAAAGGUUUGGGGAAAACCACCCCUGACCCUUCAGCCAGCAUCACCCUGGAGGGUGUAGAGGUUCCGCUGGGAACAGGGAUCCCAUCUGGUGUCAACGACACCUGCCUGCUGUAUAACGAGUACAUUGUCUACGACAUUGCUCAGGUGAAUCUGAAAUACCUGCUGAAACUCAAGUUCAAUUUUAAGACAUCCCUGUGGUAAAGUGCGAGGGGUGGGCUGUGCCCAGCACCCAGGGUCUAAGGGGCAAUUCCCCCUAGUGCCUCUGCACCAGACACCACAAAACCUCAGCCAUGCUGCCGCCGAAGGGUGGCACCCUCACCGAAUCUCCUUAGGAAGGGUUUUAUACAGACAGGUUAAAGGGCUCUGGUUUCAAGUCCCUUGUCCAUGCUGCACUGGGGUAGGCCAGUUGUUUGUAGUUUAUCCUACCAGCCACAGCCCCAUAGACAGACACAGCUGGCAGUAGAGCAAAAGUUGGGGAGAGGUUUUUGUUGUUUGCCUAGACUAGUCCUGAGGGAGGAAACGCGCCACGUCACAGUCACAAUGUCUGCCUUACUGGCUUCCCCAGGGAAGGAAAAAUGUGCUUCCUCCCUUCUUUCAAGGGUUCAUCUUUGGUUUGAUUUUGGCAAAAUGUUAAGCAUUUAUUUUGAGCUAAAAAUAAAAAUUAAUUUCAUACUAUAUAGAUUUUCUUUUUUAUCUUAUAUGUCCCCCUCUUAGUCUGCUGGGCUUUUGUUUUACUUGGUUUUCAGUGGUAGACAUGGGAUAACCAAAAGAAGGGACUACUGAGCCUGUAGUGUGGUCAGUUCAAAGUUGCAUUUGGGAUUCUGUGUCUUCCAAAUUGAACCGUCUGUAAUCAGUACAGCCACCCAAAGGGCUAAUAGUUCUCAAUUAAAAUGCAAAUGGAUAUCUA